CUAACGGAUAAACCGGCCAUGGCCGCCACCACCACCUCUGCCUCUCGCCUCCUCUCCCCGGCCGCCACCACCAUCACCUCCCACAACCACCGUUACCUCUCCGCAAUUCCCCACCCCCCAUUCACUCCCCACGCCUCAAAAUCCCCCAGACCCAUCACCAAACUCCACGUCUCCUCCAAGCCAUCCUCCCUCUCCGCCGCCGCCGCCGCCCCCUCAUCCAAAUCCUCCCAAGAAACCGUCUUUUUCGACGGCGGGGCCCACUACGGCGACCUCGUAGCCAACCUGCUUCUGGGUUUCACUCUUCUCUGGCUGCCGCUCACUCUCGCCGCAGUUUUCCGAGCCUUCUCUCUCCGCUACAGAUUCACCAAUCUCCGGGUCACUGUCAUCUCCGGGCAGGACAGAAGCGAUUUCUCCUACAAAGUCAUCAAGGAUGUUCAGGUCGUGCCUAGGUUCAUUGGGGAGUGGGGUGACAUUGUCAUCACUCUCAAAGAUGGCACUAAGGUCGACCUCAGGAGUGUGCCAAAGUUCAGAGAAAUUGCUAAGUAUUGCCUCUCCAUGGCUGAGCAGCCUGUGGAUUUAAAGGAGUCUGGUCCCAAAGGGUUUUGAGUUAAAAAAACUGAAUUUUUGUUUGGUUCAAUAGUUUAGUCACUUUCUGAGGUAUGUAAAUUGCAAAAUUCUUGUGGAGAAAAUGGAAUGUGAUCUUUAACUUCUUGUGCAGAUAUGGUGAAUAUUGUUCAAAUUAUAUUUCAUAUGAAUAAGAGUUUUAUUCCUGUAU
Messenger RNA from Ipomoea triloba (trilobed morning glory), 775 nucleotides. RefSeq lists its product as uncharacterized. NCBI's taxonomy places the organism in Eukaryota, Viridiplantae, Streptophyta, Magnoliopsida, Solanales, Convolvulaceae. The record is from RefSeq and is a predicted model, not a curated record. The transcript has a single exon. Bases 19 to 606 code for a protein of 195 amino acids.